AUGAUCCAGUCAGAAUGGAUGAUCAAAGCCAUGCAAUCCAAAUAUAGACCUUAUUUUAACUUGACGGACGAUAAUGAUUCGGGAUCGCAAUCUUCUGUCACUUCCAACGACAACACUGGUUUGCGAGUCGUAUUGGAAUAUCCAGGCAUGGACGAAUCCGAAAGAUUUUUAUUAAUGCGACCUGUACGAAAAGGCGGUGCUGGUGAUUCAGAAGUGGAAGAUAAAGACGAAUACAAUCCUAUUACCGAUUUAAUGCGAACAGUGUAUUUCAUCUAUGAUGACUAUUUGCAACCUGAGCAGCAAAUGUUGCUGGGCGACGACGCACAGGGGAUCAUGCGUAAUUUGACGAAAUAUCGCAACCGUCGGCAUGGUGCCGGGUUUAUUCAAGCCGUGGACGACUUUAAUCGAGUCAUUCGCCAGUUGAAAGAUCAAGGGGUGAUGGAAAAAAGUGCCAAAACCAUGCGUCAUCCGAGUUAUGAACUGGCUUGCCAUAUCCUUUAUCAAGUGUAUAGUCGCACCGUGGCGCAUCAAGCAGACGCACUCAAUAACUAUAAAGCCUUUUCCAAUAAUGUGUAUGGAGAGAUCAAUCCGAUUCUGGUGAAAGAUAUCAUUGCAAGGACCAAACUCAAUUCCAGGAGUGUGUUUAUGGAUAUGGGAUGUGGCAUUGGGAAUAUCGUACUUCAAGUGGCAGCGCAAACGGGAUGCGAAGCCCACGGUAUUGAGAUCAUGGAGACACCUUGCAAAUAUGCUAAACGUCAGCUCAAAGAAUACGCGGGUCGCAUGAGAGCUUGGCGAUUAGCCACGGGCCGAAUUCAUUUCCGUCAGGGCGAUUUCCUGGAUUUGGGUGCUUGUGGCAUGUAUGAUACACUGAAACGGGCAGAUGUGGUGGUAGUGAACAACUACGCCUUUGACUGGGAAACCAAUCAUGCUCUGGCGCAAUUAUUCUUGGAUCUCAAGGAAGGAAGCCAAGUGGUAUCGUUGAAAUCAUUUGUACCAAAGAACCAUAAAAUCAAUCAGCGCACGUUCCACAUGCCUGAAUCCAUUUUACGUGUACAGGAAUACGAGUAUUUUUCGGAUGGCGUAAGCUGGACCAACAAUGGCGGCACGUACUACAUCGCUACCGUCGACCGAAAACGACUCCAACCUUUCUACAACAAGUAUCAGCAAUAA
Molecule: messenger RNA, 1170 nt
Organism: Radiomyces spectabilis
Lineage: Eukaryota; Fungi; Mucoromycota; Mucoromycetes; Mucorales; Radiomycetaceae
Product: S-adenosyl-L-methionine-dependent methyltransferase
Exons: 5
Coding region: 1-1170 (389 amino acids)
Biological process (GO): regulation of transcription regulatory region DNA binding; DNA damage checkpoint signaling; DNA repair
Cellular component (GO): nucleus
Molecular function (GO): histone H3K79 methyltransferase activity
Source: RefSeq, a predicted model, not a curated record